AUGCAAGUUCUAAAGGACUUGUAUGAAGACUAUACAAAGCCCCACAGCUUAGGUGGAAUACAAGCGCUACAUACUCGCAAAAAAUUCCCGCGUCGCCAAACAAUGGCUAUAGGACCUCGCAAAAUCUUAACGUGUGAUCUGGCAGACAUGCGAAACUUAUCAAGACAAAACGAUAAAACCAACUAUUUGCUCGUGUGUGUAGAUGUGUUUAGUCGUUAUAUGCAAGUAAGACCCUUAAAGAGUAAAAACAAGACGGAGGUUGCGAGCGCACUAAAAUCGGUGUUAAAUACUGAGGAUGCUAAAGGUUUAACUCACCUCUUCACCGAUGCAGGGCGAGAGUUUGUAAAUAAUACAGUGAACGGCUUACUGCGCGAACAUAAGAUGCAGUGGUAUACCACGCAUUCGAAGGAAAUAAAGGCUAGCAUUGCAGAGAGACACAUCAGAACCCUCAAGGAACGCAUAUAUAAAUAUUUAACCUUAAAAGAUACGCUGAGGUAUAUCGACGUUCUCCCGGAUAUCGUUUUAGUCUAUAAUGAGCGCGCGCACGCGGGUUUGAAGGGCGCCGCGCCACUGGACGUGCACCGCCAUUACACGCGGGCGCAGUGUCAACGUCUCUUUCUUCAAAUGUAUGCUCAUUCAUUGAAUGUGCAUAUAAAAAAAGACCGAUCGCAUGCUAGCAAUCAGAAUAUAAAGAUUGACAAUCGUCAGAACAUAGUCGGGUAUUAUCUGGAAGAUUUAAGCGGCGAAGAAGUCCAAGGUUUGUUUUAUCGAGAGGAGCUCGUCCCGACAUCACUGCCAAGUGUUUACCCGUACAAGAUCCUGUCAUCGAGGUGGAACAGAAAUAAAAAGCAGAGAGAAUAUCUUGUUCGCUGGAUCGGAUAUCCCGACAAAUUCAAUUCAUACAUUACGAUUGAUGACAUGCAGCCUGCACCAUGA
Penaeus vannamei (Pacific white shrimp) is the source of this 936-nucleotide messenger RNA. The record is from RefSeq and is a predicted model, not a curated record. NCBI's taxonomy places the organism in Eukaryota, Metazoa, Arthropoda, Malacostraca, Decapoda, Penaeidae.